UGUUAUGUCCUCAACUUGGUUUCCUUGCUGUUUUAGCUUUUUCAGUUACACUUACUGUUUGGGAUUUCUAAUUUGGUUUUAUGCUUCUCUAACUUGGUUUCCUACAAAUUUUCAUUUCUAUAUAGUUAUUUUUACAAUUUCUACAUUGCUUCAUCUCUCAAUCACAUCAUUUUCCAAGGAUGCAAAGGCAUGUCAUUGUCCAGGGCGUCAGGGGGAAAACGGUGUCUCUCUGAUGCUGACUGCAUAUCAGUUAAGUGUCCAGAAGGGCUCAGUGAUGCUCGUUGUUUCCAUAACGGCUACUGCACCUGCAAGCCAACACAAGAAGGCUCUUCUCAGUUUAUUGAUGGAAGGAGCUCCAAAGAUGCACAAGCUUGUAAGCGGGACAGUGACUGCACCGGAUUUUGCCCUCCAAAAUGCAAAUAUGUAAACUGCGUUGGGGGUGUAUGCUUUUGUAGCUGUUAAACCUGCUGGAGAAAGGCUGUAUUAUAUAUU
Manihot esculenta (cassava) is the source of this 492-nucleotide messenger RNA. RefSeq lists its product as uncharacterized. The coding region runs from base 5 to 427 and encodes 140 amino acids. The transcript is spliced from 2 exons. The record is from RefSeq and is a predicted model, not a curated record. Lineage: Eukaryota; Viridiplantae; Streptophyta; Magnoliopsida; Malpighiales; Euphorbiaceae.